AUGGCCCCUCUUCGUCGAUACCUCAGAAUCAGCAAGUAUACUAUCCUCGAAUGCCGGAUCUACCUAGAAAACCCAUCGGACACACGAUGGCUCCUCGACAGCCGGGAGCCCGUCCUACCCCGGAUAUUCACUGCUAUUCGCCCGUUAGUUCUGCCUAAAUUACGCGAGGAGAGCGAAAGGCUCUUUGCUCGGAAGAAAGGGAAACCAGUGAAAGACGUGAUAGCUGAAGAGGACUUCGAGGUUUCGUUAUUCCUCCGCGAAUCCCGAACACGCCACUCACUCCUCACGCGGCACAAAGAGUUCGACGAACCCCAUAACGCAUCGAGAGCAAGAAAUCCAUCCCAACCUACGGAAAGUUCAAGCGGGGCUGCCGAUGCUGGUAUUUUGGUCGAGAGCGAUAGCGAAUCUAAUGUCAGUUUGCGCGACAUCCCUCCAGCCACUGCGGAGGAGAACGGUAGAAUGGGUAAACGUCAACGAGAUGCAGACGGAGCAUUCGAAGCCACAGCUAGUUCACGCGCCUCGAAACGUCGAAAGGAUGAGGAACCGGAUGAUAAGAAGUUGCGCUUCAGGACGAACUAUGAGGGUUUCAACAUUUAUGGUUGGAUUCUAUGCCUACUUGUUACGCGUACAGGGAACAAAGUUAGAGCAAGUGCGGGAUCUUCGGAGCCCACGCGCCAGGCUCUAAUGGAGGAGUGGAUGUCCACUCAAGCCCAGGGAGAUCUGGAUGAAGAGCAAGAUGUCAGCUGA
Messenger RNA from Aspergillus bombycis, 747 nucleotides. RefSeq lists its product as uncharacterized. The record is from RefSeq and is a predicted model, not a curated record. Lineage: Eukaryota; Fungi; Ascomycota; Eurotiomycetes; Eurotiales; Aspergillaceae. The transcript has 2 exons. The coding region runs from base 1 to 747 and encodes 248 amino acids.